CACUCACUUCCUGUCACAGGUGAUAUGAAUGAGGAUAACAAAGCGUCCUGGCUGCUUGCGGUUUGUGUCACAGUGAAAGGCGACAGAGCGACGCAGACUUGAAAUCGUUGAGCGCUUUGGACCAUGAAGAUCACAGACGGCAACGUGAUCCGCUUCCACCUGCAGGUCCUUCAUGGGAUCACUGUGAAGAGCUCUGAGAGGAGAAGAGAGCGGCGGUCCAUCAGCGGUGCCAAGGUCUUCGGCGUCCCCCUGGAAACCGUCACCAGGCGAUACGUUCCCGAGUUCGGUCUGGUUCCGUGCUUCCUGGUGGAGGCCUGUUUGUUCCUGCUGGAGCGAGCCGGGACCGUGGGGCUGUUCCGGAAGCCCGGCGCUCUGCCUCGGAUCAAGAGCCUGAGGGCCAGGCUGAACCGAGGGGACGAGUGCUUCUCCUCGGAGCUGCCCUACGACGUCGCCACGCUCGUCAAGCAGUUCUGCAGAGAGCUCCCGGAGCCGCUGUUCCCCUGCGAGGUCCACGAGGCGCUGCUCAGGGCCCAGGCGCUGGCCACGGAGCAGGACCGCAUGUCCGCCCUGCAGCUGCUGUCCUGCCUGCUCCCCGCCAGGAACGGCUCCUCCCUGCACUACCUGUUUGACUUCCUCUGCAAAGUCUCCCAGAGAUGCUCUGAGAACUUGAUGACCAGCGCCAACCUGGCCAUCGUGUUCGCCCCGUGUCUUCUGCCGCCUCCAAACAAGGCCGAGAUGUCUGAGCGGCGGCUGGAGCUGCGGGUCCUCGUCCUGCGCAGCUUCAUAGAGAACCCUCAUCUGUUUGGUGUGAUUCCGAAGUCUGUGAUGGACAGCGUGGGUUUCCUGACGAGCUGCAGCUUUACGCCACCUGCACAUCCAAAGAAAUCCAGCAACAGGAAGAGACACAGUUUAAAAGUGGUGCGAUCUGUAAAGACUCCAAAUUGGAUUCAAGGAAGGUCAAAGGUCACGGCUCCAGGAAGCGAGCAUAGCCAGAGGUCGGCAUCUGGAGACAAACCCAGUCUGAGGAGGAGCCUCGGUCUGGAGCACUUCCCCAACAUCCGCAUGUUCAGGACCUACAUGCCGUCUUCAGACGAGCCUGAGGUCGAGCCAUUGGAGGGUUCCAGUUCCACCGGGAAAGGCUGUAAGACACCGCAGCCGAGGCUGAGACGAGACCUGCGUUUGCCGGCGUUCACCAGGAGCAGCGACGCCGGCGCCUCUCCUGUGCUCACGGCCGUGGGGAAGCUGCACUUCACGCCCUGGAGACGAUGCUCACUCUAACGUCCCGAGGGGUUUUAGGCAUUUUCACUUUGUUUUAUCGUCAAUUUAUUUAAAUUGAAAUUUAAUUGUUUUAUAUUUUUAAUAAAUUUAUAUUUAUUAGUUAACAAGAGUAAA
Betta splendens (Siamese fighting fish) is the source of this 1392-nucleotide messenger RNA. Its product is annotated as rho GTPase-activating protein 11A-like. Bases 124 to 1278 code for a protein of 384 amino acids. NCBI's taxonomy places the organism in Eukaryota, Metazoa, Chordata, Actinopteri, Anabantiformes, Osphronemidae. The transcript has 8 exons. The record is from RefSeq and is a predicted model, not a curated record. Gene Ontology annotation, biological process: signal transduction.